Molecule: messenger RNA, 1231 nt
Organism: Rubroshorea leprosula
Lineage: Eukaryota; Viridiplantae; Streptophyta; Magnoliopsida; Malvales; Dipterocarpaceae
Source: the annotation of a GenBank genome assembly
GGGGCGGAGGCAGCGGCCCUUGGGAGGAGAAAAUGGCGAGGAGAAAGUUGCUCUUAUUCUUGAAGCCAUUUGAUGUCUACCCAGCAAGCCAAUCAAACAGCCGUUCGCGCUUUACCAACAAUCCUCAGAUUCUCCAUUAUCUGGAUGAUAGGCUUAAGGUGCACAAGGAGGCUAUAAGCUUUUGUCAGAAAAUUCUGCAAAAAAAAUCUGUUGAUUGGGAACCCAUAUUUCGUAACAAGUUAUCACAACCAAUACGUGAUGUCGAUUUGGUUGUUACAGUUGGUGGUGAUGGCACCCUCUUGCAGGCCAGCCAUCUAAUAGAUGACUCGGUCCCUAUUUUGGGAGUGAAUUCUGAUCCCACACAAGCUGAAGAGGUGCAAGAAUACUGUGGUGAGUUUGAUGCUACUAGAAGCACUGGCUAUUUGUGUGCAGCAAAUGUCAAAAACUUUGAACAAAUACUAGACAGCAUCCUAGAGGGCCAAACUGUACCUUCUAAAUUGUCGAGGAUGUCAAUAUGCAUAAAUUUGAAACUGCUGUCUACAUAUGCUCUUAAUGAUAUCUUGAUUGCACACCCUUGUCCUGCAACAGUUUCUCGGUUCUCAUUCAAAAUUAAAAGAGGUGACCAGCCAUGUUCUCCCCUAGUGAACUGCCGAUCAAGUGGUCUCAGAGUCUCAACAGCUGCUGGAUCCACAGCUGCCAUGCUUUCAGCAGGUGGUUUCGCAAUGCCCAUUUUGUCUCAGGACCUCCAAUACAUGGUAAGAGAGCCCAUUUCCCCUGGAGCAGCUGUUUCUGGUUUAAUGCAUGGAUUAAUCACAUCCGAUCAGUCUAUGGAUCUUUCUUGGUUUGGUAAAGAGGGUUUGAUCUACGUUGAUGGUUCUCACGUUUUCUAUCCUGUGCAAAACGGGGAUACCAUAGAAAUAUCUUCUAGGGCCCCAGUUUUGCCGGUUUUCUUGCCUUCCCCUUUGUUGUCGGAAAACAAAUUACCGGGCUGUUAAGGCACACACACUUAUUCAAAAGAUAGUGAUGUUUUGGAACUGAGUUAUAGCAAAGAUGAAGACCUUGUAAAUUCAGAAAGCUAGAUAUGGGGAUAUUUCUUUUUCAAUUCCUUCAUAGACAUUAAUUUUUGGGUUCAUUUGGUUGAAAGCCAGGAAUACGAACAUGUUGGUUCAGCAUGAGGAGUGGUCGGAUAAGGCUGGAAGCCUUUAGGAAUUACUAAACUGACAAUGUGCAU